This is a messenger RNA of Exophiala xenobiotica, 1993 nucleotides long. RefSeq lists its product as uncharacterized. NCBI's taxonomy places the organism in Eukaryota, Fungi, Ascomycota, Eurotiomycetes, Chaetothyriales, Herpotrichiellaceae. The record is from RefSeq and is a predicted model, not a curated record. The coding region runs from base 26 to 1195 and encodes 389 amino acids. Gene Ontology annotation, molecular function: oxidoreductase activity. The transcript has a single exon.
UGGUGAGAUCUGCAGCGAGCGCUCAAUGUUUGCAAGGUGCUCAAUUGGAGCACCGCGCAGCCUGAGAUAUGCUUCUAACCCACCCUCCUUGAGGGCACGGGCACGCUACAACUCCACCGCCGAAAAUCCCAAGGAAACUCCCGAUGUCCCUAGAUCUCGCUUGUCGAAGCGCGGCUUGUUCGUCGCAGCGUGGACAGCCCUAGUCGUUGUAGGCGGGUGGCAGGUCUACAGGUACAACCGCAAAAGCGAUGCCUUCGUGGCUUAUACGCUCGUCUCCAAGGAGCCAGUCUCUUCGACCGCCAGCAUAUUCCACCUCGAGCCUAAGGAAACCUCUUCAAACUUCGAGCUGUACAAAGACGCAUGGAGAAGAGGGAUAUGGAACGUACAUUUCAAGCAACCACAACUACAGAUCGUGCGGGCCUACACACCUCUGCCGCCUGUCGACGAAAGCACAGGCCGGGAGAAGGAUGAAUUGCGGUUCCUGAUCCGUAAGGACCCUCACGGCGAGGUGUCAAGCUAUCUACACAGGCUACCCAUAGGAGCGGCGAUCGAGAUGCGCGGGCCGAAUCUAGAAUACGAGCUCACACCGGACGUUCGGCAAGUGGUCUUUUUCGCAGGCGGAACCGGCAUCGCACCGGCAUUGCAGGUCGCGCAUGCGCUGUUCGAAGGCAACAAGAGCGAGGGAGACAACAAGGGCUUGAAGAAACUGCAUAUUCUUUGGGCGAACAGGAUGCGAGAAGAUUCUCAAGGUGGUGUCAGUGAUGCUCCGCCGGAGGAGGCCGUGCCGCCGAAACCGACGUGGUCUGGGUUGUUCUCGAGACCGAAGGCAAAGGUCUUAGCACCCCGAGUGUCGCAUGAUAAGGGCUUGAUCGUGAAGGAGUUGGACGCUCUCAAGCAAAAGUACCCUGGUCAAGUCACGGUUGAGUACUUCGUCAAUGCGGAGGAUACCUGGAUUGACGAGGACGCCGUUUUCAGAGCACUGGCUCGCUUCGACGACAAAGCUUUUAGUGCCGGGACGGCCAGCACGCCGUCGGAACAAAAGCAAAUCCUGAUCUCGGGACCGCCGGGGUUCAUCUCGUACUUGGCUGGACCGAAGGAAUGGAGGAAUGGCAGAGAGGAGCAGGGCUCGGUGAGCAGGAUCCUGGCUCAUGCGAUCUCGAAAAACCCGCAUCAUGUCAAGGUUUGGAAGAUAUGAUAUCCCUAAUGGUAUUGAUGGGGGAGGAGCCGUUGAUCGAUUUGUUCUCACGCAAUAUGCAGGCACUUGGCGGGGAUUGUCCUGAAGCUGGAGGGCAAUCCCUCUGCGUCCGUGAUGGACAGUGUGAUGGUCGCAGCAAACACGGUGACACCACUGCAGAGUUGCGAGUGCAAGUGCGAGUACGGGAGAAAGCCCAAGCCUUGCAUAGUGCUGAGCACUGGCCUGAAUGUCCGCAGGACUUAUUGCAAGACGCGAAGAGCCCAACACACGGUCUGCGGCUGGCACCAAUUACAAAAUGUCGGAGCUGCGACUGCACAUGUUUCGUGCAUGAGCAUGUCACCAGGAGGCGCUGCACUGUGCAGAUCGACUUCAAGCGCGAGUCCUGGGCUGGUCAGGGCCCGAGACCUCUCGAUCUCUCCGUCAGGGGUUAGAGGCGAGGCUCGCGCGCUUCGGUCCAUGCCCGUCCUGCGCAGGAGCAAGGCUGAUUCAAGAAUGUGUCUAUAUCUGCGUCUGCGACGGGUAUCCACGUCAAAAGGGGUUCCUGUGUGGCGCUCGCGUGCAAAGCAGAGUGCAAAAGAGAUAGCGUUGUUCAAGGCCAAUGUACGAUAGGGAAUGGAAUUUCCCCAAAAGUGUGUUUCAAGGAACGACUUGACGACGCCAGGUCAUCCUAUCGGGGUGUUAUUAAUGUAUGUAAUGUGUGCUCGUCGUGGCUAUCUUCAUAUUCGCCAAUCCUCGAAGGAUUCUUUCUGCUGGGCCGAAUUCGACCUCUAGACAAAACAGGAAUACCCAACCUUGACG